This is a messenger RNA of Octodon degus (degu), 1417 nucleotides long. RefSeq names its product methylmalonic aciduria and homocystinuria, cblD type (gene Mmadhc). The transcript is spliced from 8 exons. Bases 204 to 1094 code for a protein of 296 amino acids. Gene Ontology annotation, cellular component: mitochondrion. The record is from RefSeq and is a predicted model, not a curated record. NCBI's taxonomy places the organism in Eukaryota, Metazoa, Chordata, Mammalia, Rodentia, Octodontidae. Gene Ontology annotation, biological process: cobalamin metabolic process.
CUGGGCCGACCAGACGCAACUCCCGUAGGGUUUACGCCGCCAUUUUGACGGCAGACGGGGCGGCUAGUGGGCCAGCUGGAGGCGGCUCUGAGGAGCGCGGCGGCUGGUUUCCGGCCGCGCCAGUUCCUCCGCGUUCGCCCGUGGUCGGGCCGCAGCCCUAGGACCCAUUCGCGCGAGGAAGACCGCGCCUUCCUCCGGCAGCCAUGGCCAGUGUGCUCUGUAACAGGGCCAGACUGGUUUCUUAUCUCCCAGGAUUUUACUCUUUAGUUAGAAGAGUUGUUAAUCCAAAGGCCUUUUCAACGGCAGGAUCUUCAGGUUCUGAUGAAUCUCAUGUGGCCCCUGCAUCCCCAGAUAUAUGCUCUCGAACAGUGUGGCCAGAUGAAACCAUGGGACCUUUUGGACCUCAAGAUCAGCGUUUCCAGCUUCCUGGAAAUAUAGGCUUUGAUUGUCACCUUAAUGGGACUGCUGUACAAAACAAAAGCCAGGGUCAUAAAACUUUGCCUGAUGUUCUAGCAGAGCCUUUAUCAACUGAAAGACAUGAGUUUGUGAUGGCACAAUAUGUAAAUGAAUUUCAGAGUAGUAAUACACCUGUAGAACAAGAAAUUAACAGUGCUGAAACUUAUUUUGAAAGUGCCAGAGUUGAGUGUGUAAUCCAAACAUGUCCAGAAUUGCUUCGAAGAGACUUUGAAUCACUAUUUCCAGAAGUGGCUAGUAGCAAACUAAUGAUUCUGACUGUGACUCAGAAAACUAAGAAUGAUAUGACUGUGUGGAGUGAAGAGGUAGAAGUUGAGAGAGAAAUGCUCUUAGACAAGUUCAUUAAUGGUGCUAAGGAAAUCUGCUAUGCUCUUCGAGCAGAAGGCUACUGGGCUGACUUCAUUGAUCCAUCGUCCGGUGUGGCUUUUUUUGGACCAUAUACAAACAACACUCUUUUUGAAACGGAUGAACGCUACCGACACUUAGGAUUUUCUGUUGAUGAUCUUGGCUGCUGUAAAGUAAUCCGCCAUAAUCUCUGGGGUACCCAUGUAUUUGUAGGAAGUAUCUUCACUAAUGCAACACCAGACAGCCAUAUCAUGAAGAAAUUAAGUGGAAAUUAGCCCGUAAUGUCAUUUUAUUUGCUCUAUUUGUAUUUAAAUGGAUUGAUCAAUAUAAAAUUGUCAAAAGACUUCACUUUUUAAAAUAUACUUAUUUUGGAUAUUUAUUUCAGCAUAUGUGGAUUUACAACAUUGAUGAGUGAUUGGGAUUUUAAAAUCACAAAUGUUAAUUCAUAUUGUUACUGAACAACAUGUUAAAUAUACCACAUUGGACAGAAUGUGGAAAUUAACAUGUAAACAGUAUGUGAUCUAUUAAUGUGAAUUUCCCACUUUAUUGGAAACUUUAAAUUUGUUUUCCAAAAAUAAAGCAUACAUUUGGUUAUAAU